ACCGUCUCCAUUUGAUUUUGCAGUGUAAUUAAAAUCAAAUAUUCCAGAGCUUGGAUUUUGAGGAUUGAGUUCCGCUCAGUUUUCACUUUUGAGAGAAGAGAAUAUGUACUCUCUGCAUUCACUUUCUCCUCUACCCUCUCUCAAACUCUCUAUUUCAAUUCACACCCACUUCUCCAAACCCCUCACCCUCUACCCUAGUUUCACAAUCACACCACCACGCCAUCUCCACCAACCUUUAACUUCAUCCUAUUCCACAUAUAAAGCUCCUGCUUUUCUUGGCUCUAAGCUCGUCAAUCCGAGAACCCACUUUCAUAUUCUUCGUUGCAAUGCUCUCAAAGGCUCUGGGGACGAAACCAAGGCGGCCGUGGACAGUGGAGGGGUCGAUGAUGGCGGAGGAGGAGGAAGUGGCGGCGACGGUGGGGGUGAGGGUGAUGAGCAGCUGGAGCAAAAGGGUGGGGGUUUGUCAGACUGGGUCAAUUUUACUUCCGAUGAUGCCAAGACUGUCUUUGCUGCGAUAGCGGUUUCGAUUGCCUUCAGGACGUUUGUGGCUGAACCGAGGUACAUUCCUUCCUUGUCGAUGUAUCCUACAUUUGAUGUCGGAGACCAUGUUAUUGCAGAGAAGGUAUCUUACUAUUUCAGAAAGCCAUGUGCUAAUGAUAUUGUGAUAUUUAAAAGUCCACCUGCUCUUCAAGAAGUAGGCUAUACUGACGAUGAUGUCUUCAUCAAAAGAAUUGUUGCUAAGGAAGGAGAUAUUGUAGAGGUUCGUAACGGGAAGCUAGUAGUUAAUGGAGUAGAAAGAAAUGAGAAGUUCAUCCUUGAAUCACCUUCUUACAACAUGUCACCCGUACGUGUACCAGAAAACUCAGUCUUCGUGAUGGGCGACAACCGCAAUAACAGCUAUGAUUCACACGUUUGGGGUCCUCUACCAGCCAAGAAUAUACUAGGAAGAUCCGUAUUUCGCUAUUGGCCUCCACAGAGAAUUGGUGGCACAGUUCUGGAGACUGGUUGUGCUGUGGAUAAGCAGGAGAGUGCUCCAGCAACUCAGUGAUUACUCUCAUUAUAACUUGUAAUUUCACCAUUGUUUUUGUGAUCUUGCUACAAAUGGAAACUGAAAAAGUCUAUUUGAUUAGACGGGCCCUUGUUUUUAUUAUUUCCUUUUGGAACGGCCCUUGUGUUGGAUCUUAAUUCUUAAUUGAUGAAAUACAAAGUCAACCUUAAAAUUUGUUGACCUCA
Humulus lupulus (European hop) is the source of this 1233-nucleotide messenger RNA. RefSeq names its product chloroplast processing peptidase. Gene Ontology annotation, molecular function: serine-type endopeptidase activity. The coding region runs from base 104 to 1048 and encodes 314 amino acids. The transcript has 5 exons. The record is from RefSeq and is a predicted model, not a curated record. NCBI's taxonomy places the organism in Eukaryota, Viridiplantae, Streptophyta, Magnoliopsida, Rosales, Cannabaceae. Gene Ontology annotation, biological process: thylakoid membrane organization. Gene Ontology annotation, cellular component: chloroplast thylakoid membrane.